Molecule: messenger RNA, 969 nt
Organism: Amoebophrya sp. A120
Lineage: Eukaryota; Dinophyceae; Syndiniales; Amoebophryaceae
Source: the annotation of a GenBank genome assembly
AAUCGAGAAUACCGCCCUGAUUGGGCAUGCCUUUAAACGCUUAGCCCGAUGGUGCUCUGGUGUUCCAACUUUAGCAAAAUUCAAAAAUUACAUCUGAAGCCGCAUGGUAUGACGAGAAAGCGGCUGCGAUUGUGCGUGACGGCGUUAAAAGUUUCGCAUCUGGCGCAAAAAGCUGCUGCUCAUAAUUGACGCCGUGGCAGUUUCUAAGCCGGCGCCUGUCGCAUCGAAAGCGAAGAGGCCCCCUCGAUGGUGAGGCACGGGAAACGCAGCAAAUUUCCUUGCGUCCCUCGGAAGGGCAUGGGACCGCGAACAGGGUGGCCACGUGAUUGGCCACCAGACGUUGGCGCUUGGAUUUGCGCUGAAAUUCGCUUGAAAUUCGCGCCUGCUCUUUCUAAUGGGUGCCCAAGCUCUAAGCGAAGCGGUACAUAGACGCCGGAAUCGAGCUCUCCUGGAGGAAUUCGCACGGUGAAACAGCGGAGGAAUUCGCAAAGUGGUACAUCGAGAACCCGCGACCCAGCGCCCCCGACAAGCGGCAGCAGGAACACUGCCAGGAGAUUGUGGACGCGAUAAACAUGAAAAAGCGUAGCCGAGACCUCGGGCGGUCUUGCAGCAGUAGCUCAGCGAAUUAAAAAUUGAUCCAUGAUUCCAUUACACCAGGGGCGAUCGAUGCGGUCAGGGUUUAGAAGGAAAAAGGGCUUCUAGUAGUAGCGUCGAUCUCUUCAAUCAAAACUGAAAGUAAUUCCGUCAGCACAUUCGUUCUCUGAUCCACAAAAGCGUGUCGGUCUAUUCUAGGUAGUUAGUUGAUCGCAUUCUUGAUUUUUACAGCUCAGAUGACGUCGGAAGAAACGACACAGCAAAGUGUUGAUAUCGACGACGCAAAAGCCGUAAGUAUGAAAGUCAAUUGAGGUGUGGGCUAUCCCCAUCCUUAUCCUAUCCUAUGGUUCGAUCCCGGUCCCGUACAUUGUUCCU